Mercurialis annua (annual mercury) is the source of this 1148-nucleotide messenger RNA. RefSeq lists its product as uncharacterized. Lineage: Eukaryota; Viridiplantae; Streptophyta; Magnoliopsida; Malpighiales; Euphorbiaceae. The record is from RefSeq and is a predicted model, not a curated record. The coding region runs from base 93 to 1019 and encodes 308 amino acids. The transcript has a single exon.
AAACAAAUCUUUUUAACAACCAGCUACAACGAACUACACCAAAUACAAAUUUAAUUAAAUAAUUAUCAUUUUCUCAGUUGAAAUCAAGAACCAUGAAAGAAGACCACCAACAAUCUUUCAAUCACCAGUAUCACAAUAACAAGAAAUCAAAAUUUAAGAUUUUCUAUCCAGCUGCGUACGUUAUCCUCCUGCUCUUAUCCUACGCACUCGGUUACUUCUCCGCCCCAUCCCCCCGCUUCCCACCGCCUCCGGCGGCCAACGCAAUCACCCAAUUCUCCAACACUCAGCUCGACAAUUUCCGAGUCACUACUCACUGCGCAGACUCGCUCCCGUCAAAACUCGUCCGUCAAACGGUUCUUAACCGAAUUUAUAACUCCACGUCACCAUAUCUCAAUUUCCCGCCUCCACGUGUCAGCUCAUUCCUUCACAGUAAAAGACUCAAAGGCUGGGGGUCAUACGGCGACGUUUUUAGUAACCUUAUCCAAAAAGUGAAGCCUAAAGUGAUUAUUGAGGUGGGCACUUUUUUAGGCGCCUCGUCUUUACACAUGGCCGAGUUGACUCGGAGACUCGGUCUCGAGACUCAGAUUCUUUGUAUUGAUGAUUUUCGCGGGUGGCCUGGGUUUCUUGACAAAUUCAAGUAUGUCAACACAGUAAACGGCGACGUUUUAUUAUUGUAUCAGUUUAUGCAAAAUGUUAUUUACAUGAAUGCCACUGAGUCGGUUUUGCCCGUUCCAUUUUCUAGCGGGUCGGCUUUGGAUAAAAUGUGUGAGUGGGGUAUAGUUGGUGAUCUGAUUGAGAUAGAUGCGGGUCAUGAUUUUAAUUCGGCUUGGGCGGAUAUCAACCGGGCGUACCGAAUAUUGCGACCCGGUGGGGUAAUUUUUGGGCAUGAUUAUUUUACUGCGGCUGAUAACAGAGGGGUAAGAAGAGCAGUAAAUUUGUUUGCUCAGAUGAAUGGGCUUAAAAUCCAAACGGAUGGGCAGCAUUGGGUAAUCGAUUCGGCUCAAAUUCGUUCGGGUUAGUGUUUAUUACUAUUUACUGCUGUUAAUUUAGUAAAUUUUUACUUUGUACAUCGAGUGAAUUUGUAUCUUAAACUUCCUUUGUGAAAUUUUGGUUUUGGUCAAUCAAGAUUUUCAAUAUUGUAAACUUAA